Messenger RNA from Myotis daubentonii (Daubenton's bat), 9560 nucleotides. RefSeq names its product ATP binding cassette subfamily A member 12 (gene ABCA12). Gene Ontology annotation, biological process: lipid transport; transmembrane transport. The record is from RefSeq and is a predicted model, not a curated record. Gene Ontology annotation, cellular component: membrane; intracellular membrane-bounded organelle. Gene Ontology annotation, molecular function: ATP hydrolysis activity; ATP binding; ABC-type transporter activity. Lineage: Eukaryota; Metazoa; Chordata; Mammalia; Chiroptera; Vespertilionidae.
AAUGUAGGACAAGUCUUACUGGCCUGGCAAGGGUCCCACCUAAUUCCUCAUGACGUGUUCAGUGCAGGUGACACCUCCUGGAAGGUGUGGAUAGGCAGCUAAUUUCAUGGAGAGUAGGAGGUUCAGCUCAUUUUUUUUCUUCUUCUUCACAGUGGGGCAUUAUCUGAAUGGUAUUCAUUCUCUCUCUUGAGUCUGGACUUCAAACAACAAGCAGCAACUGGAGGUUAUUUUAAUAUAAGCAGAAACCACUGAAAGAUACUGGUCUGGGUCCUUAUUUGAGAGGAAGAGUUGGUUGAGAAGUGCUCCUGGGUCAAGAAUUAAGCCAAUCGUUGCACAGGAAAAUAACAUCCGUGGCAGAGAACAUCUGUGGGUUUCUUACCCCAGUCGACACGGAAGCUAUGCCGUGAAAAGACUUCUGGCCCAUUGACACACAAGUUGGACCAAUUCUUUUUUUUUUUUUUUUUUUGAGGGGUGGAGGAAAAAAAGAAAAAAAAUAUUGUUUGGUGUGUUUGAAGGAUGGCCUCCCAGUUUCACCAGCUUCGGAUCCUGGUCUGGAAGAACUGGCUAGGUGUCAAAAGGCAGCCGCUUUGGACACUUGUCUUGAUUUUAUGGCCAGUCAUUAUUUUUAUAAUUUUGGCUAUUACCCGGACCAAAUUUCCUCCAAGAGCAAAACAAACUUGUUACCUUGCACCUCGAAACCUUCCUAGUACUGGCUUCUUCCCGUUCCUGCAAACCCUACUGUGCGACACAGAUUCUAAAUGCAAAGACACACCCUAUGGCCCACAGGAUCUGCUUCGCAGGAAAGGGAUUGACGACGCGUUAUUUAAAGACAGUGUGAUUCUGAGAAAGUCGUCCAACCUGCUGAAGGGCAGCAAUUUAUCACUCCAGAGCACUGAAGUUCCAGAAAGGAGACAUGCAUCACCAGCCACUGUAUUUCCCAGUCCACGUUCUCAUUUGGAAAGUGCUGGAACAGAUACCUUCAAUGGUAGCCAAGUCCUUGCCAGGAUCCUUGAUUUGGAAAAGCUAUUAAAUCAAAAUUCAACUUCAGAAGACAUACGAAGAGAGCUGUGUGAGAGCUACCCAGGAUACACUGCUGAUUACACCUUUUCUUGGACUACUCUAGGGAAAAAUGUUUUAAACAAAUUUUGCCUGUCCAAUAUGACCCUUUUAGAGUCUUCUCUCCAAGAAUUAACAAAUCAAUUCUCUCAGAUAUCAAGGGACCCCAAUAACCAGAAGACAGUAUUUCAGGAUAUGGUCAAAAUUCUAUCCCUCUUCUCAAAAGUGCAAGAGCAGACAGCUGUGUGGCAGCUUCUCUCUAGUUUUCCAGAUGUGUUUCAGAAUGACACGACACUAAGCCAUGUAUUUGAUGUUCUUCGAAAUGCAAACAGUGCGCUGCUGGUCGUGCAGAAGGUUUUUCCACGUCUCACAACUAACGAAGGUUUCAGAACUCUCCAUAAAUCUGUUAAACAUCUGCUGUACACUCUGAACUCCCCAGCUCAAGGCACCUCUGAUAAUACAACGCAUACAUGGAAUGAAGAAGAUGCCCAUUCACUUUCUCCAAGCAGCCUGGCUGCACAGCUCCUACUACUAGAAAACUUUGAAGAUGCCCUCUUAAAUAUAUCAGCAGAUAGUCCUUAUAUUCCUUACUUAGCAUGUGUGAGAAAUGUCACUGACAACUUGGCCAGGGGAUCACAAGAAAAUUUAAGGCUCCUGCAGUCCACAAUUCGAUUUAAAAAAUAUUUUCUUCAAAAUGGUUCUUAUGAGGAUCACUUCCCUUCACUUCCUGAAGUCCUAAAAUCAAAAGUGUCUCAGCUUCGACACUUGACCAAACUUCUUUGUGAGCCUGAAACUUUCAGUUCAGUGGAGAAAAUGUGCCAGCUCUCCGGCAUGAACUUCAGAAGCCUGUGUGAAGAGAGUGCGUUCCAUGUGCAGCUCCUUGAAGCCGCAGAGCUCGGCACCGAAAUAGCCACCAGCUUAUUAUACCAAGACAACAUCAUAUCUAAAAAUCUGAAGGACCUGCUUACUGGGGAUUCCAUCAAAAUUAACUUAAAUAUGGAUCAGUUUCUAGAACAAGCGUUGCAAAUGAAUUACUUGGAAAACAUUACACGAUUAAUACCGGCCAUAGAAGCCACACUGCAUGUCAAUAACAGUGCAGACACUUCUGAAAAGCCAGGUCAAUUAAUCGAAAUGUUUAAAAAUGUUGAAGAGCUGAAAGAAGAACUAAGGAGAAUGACAGGAAUGCCCAAUAGGAGUAUCGACAAUUUGCUGGCCAUUCCUAUUCCGGACAACAGAGCUGAGAUUAUUUCUCGUGUGUUCUGGUUGCAUUCUUGUGAUGCUAAUAGGACCAAUCCCAAACUGGAAGAUGCGAUGAAGGAAUUCUGCAGCCUGCCUCUUCCCGAGAGAUCCCGCCAGUCUUACCUCAUCGGAAUCACUCUGCUGCACUACUUAGACAUCUACAACUUCACAUACAAGGUGAUUUUCCCCAGGGAAGAUCAAAAGCCAGUAGAAAAGUUGAUAGAACUCUUCAUGAAGCUAAAAGGCAUUCUCAACCAGCUGGCUUCCGGCACCCGUCCGCUGCUCAGCAAAAUGAGGUCCCUGAAGCAAAUGCAUCUGCCCAGAAGUGUCCCCUUAACGCAGGCAAUGUACAGAAGCAACCGGAUGAGUGCAACUCCAGGGUCAUUUAGUACCAUCUCCCAAGCGUUGUGUUCCCAAGGAAUUACCACUGAAUACUUAACCGCCUUGCUGCCCUCCUCCCAGAGGCAAAAAGGCAACCACACCAAAGAUUUUCUGACUUAUAAAUUAAGUAAAGAGGAAAUUGCUGAAAAAUAUGGAAUUCCCAUGCAUGCCACACCCUUUUGCUUCUCCCUUUAUAAAGACAUCAUUAACAUGCCUGCUGGACCUGUGAUUUGGGCUUUCUUGAAACCUAUGUUGCUGGGAAAGAUUUUGUAUGCACCAUAUACUCCAGUCACAAAGGCAAUAAUGGAAAAGUCUAAUGUAACUCUGAGGCAGCUGGCAGAAUUAAGAGAAAAAUCUCAGGAGUGGAUGAAUCAGUCACCACUUUUCAUGAAUUCCUUCCAUCUGUUAAACCAGACGAUUCCAAUGCUCCAGAAUACACUGAGGAACCCGUUUGUACAAGUUUUUAUAAAAUUCUCCGUGGGACUUGAUGCCGUUGAACUAUUGAAACAGAUAGAUGAACUCGAUAUUCUAAGGCUGAAAUUAGAGAACAGCAUCGACCUCAUUGAUCAUCUCAACACACUAUCUUCCCUGACAGUAAAUAUUUCCUCCUGUGUAUUAUAUGACCGCAUUCAGGCAGCAGAAAGUGUAGAUGAAAUGGAGAGAGAGGCUGAAAGACUCUACAAAAGCAAUGAACUCUUCGGAAGUGUUAUAUUUAAGCUUCCUUCUAACACAAGCCAAUACAGAGGCUAUGAAUCUGAUGAUGUCUCUCUUCCUCCUGUCGUAAAAUAUACCAUCCGCAUGAGUCUCAAGACCUCACAGACCACAAGAAACAUAAGGGCCAAGAUUUGGGCCCCGGGGCCGCAUAAUUCUCCAUCACACAACCAGAUCUAUGGCCGGGCUUUUGUUUACUUACAGGAUAAUAUUGAAAGAGCAAUCAUUGAAUUGCAGACUGGAAGGAACUCCCAGGAAAUAGCAGUCCAGGUCCAAGCAAUUCCUUACCCCUGCUACAUGAAAGACAACUUCCUAACCAGUGUCUCUUAUUCUCUUCCAAUCGUGCUCAUGGUUGCCUGGGUUGUAUUUAUAGCUGCAUUUGUCAAAAAGCUUGUUUAUGAGAAAGACCUCCGGCUUCAUGAGUACAUGAAGAUGAUGGGUGUGAACUCCUCCAGUCAUUUUUUUGCCUGGCUGAUCGAGAGUGUUGGGUUUUUGCUGGUUACAAUUGCCAUCCUCAUCUUUAUCCUCAAGUUUGGCAAUAUUCUUCCUAAAACCAAUGGGUUCAUUCUGUUCCUGUAUUUUUCGGACUAUAGCUUGUCAGUUAUUGCCAUGAGCUAUCUCAUCAGUGUCUUUUUUAACAACACCAACAUCGCUGCUCUGAUCGGAAGCCUCAUAUACAUCAUUGCCUUUUUCCCGUUUAUUGUUCUGGUCACAGUUGACGAUGAGUUGAGCUAUGUAGUGAAAGUAUUCAUGAGCCUUCUGUCGCCAACGGCAUUCAGUUAUGCAAGUCAAUACAUUGCACGAUAUGAGGAGCAGGGCAUUGGUCUUCAGUGGGAAAAUAUGUACAGUUCCCCUGUUCAGGAUGACACCACCUCCUUUGGCUGGCUGUGCUGUCUAAUUCUAGCUGACUCUUUCAUUUACUUCCUUAUUGCUUGGUAUGUCAGGAAUGUUUUCCCAGGUACAUAUGGCAUGGCAGCCCCGUGGUAUUUCCCAAUCCUUCCUUCCUAUUGGAAGGAGCGAUUUGGAUGCGCAGAGGUGAAGCAUGAGAAAAGCAAUGGCCUUAUGUUCACUAAUAUCAUGAUGCAGAACACCAACCCAUCUGCCAGCAAGACAAGUCCUGAAUACAUGUUUCCUUCCAACAUUGAGCCUGAACCUAAAGAUCUCACAGUUGGAGUUGCCCUGCAUGGAGUCACAAAGACCUAUGGCUCGAAAAUUGCUGUUGAUAACCUCAAUCUGAACUUUUAUGAAGGGCACAUCACUUCAUUGCUAGGACCCAAUGGAGCAGGGAAAACUACUACCAUCUCCAUGUUGACUGGGCUGUUUGGGACCUCAGCAGGUACCAUCUUUGUUGACGGGAAAGAUAUCAAAAAGGACCUGCACAACGUGCGGAAGAGCAUGGGCGUCUGCAUGCAGCAUGACGUCCUGUUCAGUUACCUCACCACCAAGGAGCACCUCCUCUUGUAUGGCUCCAUCAAAGUUCCCCACUGGACCAAAAAGCAGCUGCACGAGGAAGUGAAAAGGACUUUAAAAGAUACUGGACUGUAUAGUCAUCGUCAUAAGAGAGUUGGAACAUUGUCAGGAGGCAUGAAGAGGAAGUUAUCCAUAUCCAUAGCUCUCAUUGGUGGAUCAAGGGUGGUCAUUUUGGAUGAACCGUCCACUGGAGUUGACCCAUGUUCUCGCCGAAGUAUAUGGGAUGUCAUAUCCAAGAACAAAACUGCCAGAACAAUCAUCCUGUCAACACACCACUUGGAUGAGGCCGAAGUGCUGAGCGACCGCAUUGCCUUCCUGGAGAUGGGGGGGCUCCGCUGCUGCGGGUCACCGUUCUACCUCAAGGAGGCGUUUGGGGAUGGGUACCACCUCACGCUCACCAAGAAAAAGAGUCCAAAUCUAAAUGCAAGUGCAAUAUGUGACACGAUGGCUGUGACAGCAAUGAUCCGGUCACACCUCCCUGAAGCCUACUUGAAGGAGGACAUCGGGGGAGAGCUUGUUUAUGUCCUUCCUCCAUUUAGCACCAAAGUCUCAGGGGCCUACCUAUCACUCCUAAGAGCGCUGGACAACGGCAUGGGUGACCUCAACAUCGGGUGCUAUGGCAUUUCAGAUACCACCGUGGAGGAGGUCUUUCUGAACUUGACUAAAGAGUCGCACAAACCCAGUAAUAUGAGUCUUGAGCACUUAACACAAAAGAAGAUUGGAAAUUCCAGUACCAAUGGCAUCUCAACUCCUGAUGAUUUAUCUGUGAGCAGCAGCAACUUCACAGACAGAGAUGACAAAAUCCUGACAUCAGGAGAGAGACUGGAUGGUUUUGGACUGUUACUGAAGAAGAUAAUGGCUAUCCUCAUUAAGAGGUUCCACCACACCCGCAGGAACUGGAAAGGUUUCGUUGCCCAGGUCAUCCUCCCCAUCGUCUUUGUCACCACUGCCAUGGGCCUCGGCACACUGAAAAAUUCCAGUAACAGUUAUCCCGAGAUCCAGAUCUCCCCAUCUCUGUAUGGUACCUCUGAACAGACAGCUUUCUAUGCGAAUUCUAACCCAAGCACAGCAGCACUGGUCUCCGCAAUGUGGACCUUCCCUGGCAUCGACAACAUGUGUUUGAACUCCAGUGAUAUAAGCUGUUUAGAAAAAGACAGUCUGGGAAAAUGGAACAGCAGUGGAGAACGUAUCAGUAACUUUGGAGUUUGCUCUUGCUCGGAAAAUGUCCAGGAAUGUCCUAAGUUUAACUACUCUCCACCUCACAGAAGAACUUAUUCUUCCCAAGUAAUUUAUGACCUCACUGGGCACCGCUUGGAAAAUUAUCUUAUAUCAACUGCUAAUGAGUUUAUGCAAAAAAGAUAUGGAGGUUGGAGUUUUGGGCUGCCUUUGACUAAUGACCUCCGUUUUGAUGUAACAGCAGUUCCUGCCAAUAGAACACUUGCCAAGGUGUGGUAUGAUCCAGAAGGCUAUCACUCCCUUCCAGCGUACCUCAACAGCCUGAAUAAUUUCCUCCUGCGACUUAACAUGUCAAAAUAUGAUGCUGCCCGACACGCCAUCAUCAUGUAUAGUCACCCUUAUCCAGGCGUGCAAGACCAAGAACAAGCCACAAUGAGCAGCCUCAUCGAUGUCCUAGUGGCCCUCUCCAUCCUGAUGGGCUACUCUGUCACUACUGCCAGCUUUGUCACCUAUGUUGUAAGGGAGCAUCAGACCAAAGCCAAGCAGUUGCAACACAUUUCAGGCAUCGGUGUGACAUGCUACUGGGUAACAAAUUUCAUAUAUGACAUGGUCUUCUACUUGGUGCCCGUAGCAUUUUCAAUUGGUGUCAUUGCAAUUUUCAAGUUACCUGCUUUCUACAAUGGGAACAACCUAGGUGCUGUAUCUCUCCUACUCCUGCUAUUUGGGUAUGCCACAUUUUCUUGGAUGUAUUUGCUGGCUGGGAUCUUCCAUGAAACAGGAAUGGCUUUCAUCACUUAUGUCUGCAUCAACCUUUUCUUUGGCAUCAAUUCCAUUGUUUCCUUGUCGGUGGUAUACUUUCUGUCCAAGGAAAAGCUUAACGAUCCGACUUUAGAACUUAUUUCUGAAACCCUCAAGCGCAUUUUCCUGAUAUUCCCACAAUUCUGUUUUGGCUACGGAUUGAUUGAACUUUCUCAGCAACAGUCGGUCCUGGACUUCUUAAAAGCAUACGGUGUGGAAUACCCAAGUGAAACCUUUGAGAUGGAUAAACUAGGUGCAAUGUUCGUGGCUUUGGUUGCUCAGGGCACCAUGUUCUUUUUCUUGCGACUCUUAAUCAAUGAAUGGCUAAUAAAAAAAUUCAGACUCUUCUUCAGAAAAUUUAAUUCUUCACCUGUAAUUGAGACAAUAGAUGAAGAUGAAGAUGUGCGGACUGAGAGAUUAAGAGUUGAGAAUGGUGCAGGCGAAUUUGACCUGGUCCAACUCCAUCGUCUCACCAAGUCCUACCAACUUAUCCACAAAAAGAUUAUAGCUGUAAACAACAUCAGCAUUGGGAUACCUGCUGGGGAGUGCUUUGGCCUUCUUGGGGUGAAUGGAGCAGGAAAGACCACUAUCUUCAAAAUGCUGACUGGAGACAUAAUUCCUUCAAGUGGACACAUUCUGAUUAGAAAUAAGACUGGAUCUCUGGCUCAUGUAGACUCUCACAGCUCACUAGUUGGCUACUGUCCUCAGGAAGAUGCCUUAGAUGACCUGGUAACAGUGGAAGAGCAUUUGUAUUUCUAUGCCAGGAUACAUGGAAUUCCAGAAAAGGAUAUUAAAGAAACUGUUCAUAAACUCCUGCGCAGACUUCACCUGAUGCCUUACAAGGACAGGGCUACGUCUCUAUGCAGUUACGGCACAAAAAGAAAACUAUCCACCGCACUGGCCUUGAUCGGGAAGCCUUCCAUCCUACUGCUGGAUGAGCCAAGCUCUGGGAUGGAUCCUAAGUCAAAACGGCACCUCUGGAAGAUCAUUUCGGAGGAAGUACAGAAUAAAUGUUCAGUCAUCCUCACAUCUCACAGUAUGGAAGAAUGUGAAGCUCUCUGUACCAGGCUGGCCAUCAUGGUGAAUGGGAGGUUCCAGUGCAUUGGAUCUUUGCAGCAUAUAAAGAGCAGGUUUGGACGAGGAUUUACUGUCAAGGUUCACGUGAAGAAUACCAAAGCUAGCAUGGAGGCCCUCACAAGGUUCAUGCAACUGCACUUUCCAAAAACAUACUUAAAAGAUCAGCACCUCAGUAUGCUCGAGUAUCAUGUGCCAGUCACGGCAGGAGGAGUAGCAAACAUUUUUGAUCUGCUGGAAACCAACAAGACUGCUUUAAAUAUCACAAACUUCUUAGUGAGCCAGACUACUCUGGAGGAGGUUUUCAUCAACUUUGCCAAAGACCAGAAAUCCUAUGGAAAUGUUGAUACCAGUAUCCAAGGCUCCACCAUAAGUGUUGACUCACAGGAUGACCGGUUGUAGUCCUGAGACUUCCAGCAAACCCGAUCUCAGCAAAGCCAAUGGCUUCAUUUUGAGGAAGAACUGCGGAAGGCACCACUCCCUUGAAGAUGCCACUUCCUUAGGACAUCUUCAUUUGAAAGUGUUAUACUGUAUAGAAAGUUACAAUUAUGUAAGACUAGCAAGUAACUAUACAUGGAGAAUUUUCUUCCUAAGGUUACUGAAUGUUGUUGCUACUGAAAUGAAUUCCUAUCUACUCAAUGCUGUGAGCAUGCUAACGUAUAUGCUGGUGGUUUUUAUGCAAAGAUCAACUACCUGAAGAUGAAUGUCUUAAUUUAUUACUUUCAAUAAAAAGAAACCUUAAAAGGCAUGGUUAUUAGUUGAAAAGUAAGAGUGGAAAAGAAAAAUAAGGUAGCCUGGGGUAGGUAGAAUUGGGAGAACAAAAAAAAAAAAAUUCCAACAAAUAGCAGAAUGAAAAUCAUCAUGAAUAAAUGAAUCUGCUGUGAUGUGCUAAGGGCCAGAUUAGCAUUGGCAGUAAGCAGUGGGCACGAUGUCAUUUUCCAUUCCUGCAAACACUUGGGGACAGACCGAACCCCACCCCCCACAAUGGCUUUCUACAAGAAUGUCAUAGGAAGGCAGUUUGCCCUGGUGGUAAACAGAACUUAGAUGUAUUCCUGAUGUGCCUUGACAAUAGGCAGGCACAGGGCAGAGCAAGACGCUACUUUCUCUUCUGGGAAAAACAGGUGUGUCAGCUGGGCAGACACAAAUCCUGAAAACUGCUAGAGAAUCCAUGUGCUGCUGGCAGGCCAGUGGGUUUGUUUUUUAAGCUCUUACAAAAAGCCUCGUAUUCUGGGUCUCUCUGCAGGAACGAUUCCUGUGGAUAAAAAAUGAACGUGAAGAUAAUUUUCAGCUAAUUACCCGCCUGACCCAGAAUCAUCUCAAUGGCUAUAAGAUUGAUUGACUUCGUAAUAAUGCCAAAUUAUAUGGCCCUCAGGGAAGGUGCUUUAUGUAACAUUUGUGUGUGUGUGUGUGUGUGUGUGUGUGUGUGUGUGUGUGUGUACAAGUUUGCCAGCGUUGGCACAACUAUUUCUGUUUCAAAAAUCAAUAAACUCAAGGUUCAAAAAACAAAUUAAUCACGAAGUCAUUUUAUUUGUUAGGGGAGAGCCAGGGACCUAAAACCUAGAGCCACAUGGCCUACAAGGUCUCAUGUAUGUGCUCCUACUUUCCACCCUCAUCCUUUUCUCCAUUCUCAUCCCUUUCAUCCUUCCCUUCCUCUU